This is a messenger RNA of Mesitornis unicolor (brown roatelo), 1101 nucleotides long. RefSeq names its product ubiquitin-conjugating enzyme E2Z (gene UBE2Z). The coding region runs from base 13 to 753 and encodes 246 amino acids. Gene Ontology annotation, molecular function: ubiquitin conjugating enzyme activity; cysteine-type endopeptidase inhibitor activity. The transcript is spliced from 6 exons. The record is from RefSeq and is a predicted model, not a curated record. Gene Ontology annotation, biological process: negative regulation of apoptotic process. Gene Ontology annotation, cellular component: nucleus. Lineage: Eukaryota; Metazoa; Chordata; Aves; Mesitornithiformes; Mesitornithidae.
UUCAGGGAUAUCAUGUCCAUUUACAAGGAACCGCCCCCGGGAAUGUUUGUUGUGCCUGAUCCCCACGACAUGACCAAGAUUCAUGCAUUGAUCACAGGCCCAUUUGACACGCCUUAUGAAGGGGGUUUCUUCUUGUUCCUGUUUCGCUGUCCUCCAGAUUAUCCCAUCCACCCACCAAGGGUCAAACUGAUGACAACGGGAAAUAACACAGUGAGGUUUAACCCCAACUUCUACCGCAAUGGGAAAGUCUGCCUGAGUAUUCUGGGCACUUGGACCGGGCCUGCCUGGAGCCCAGCACAGAGUAUCUCAUCGGUCCUCAUCUCCAUCCAGUCUCUGAUGACUGAGAACCCCUAUCACAAUGAACCCGGCUUUGAGCAGGAGAGGCACCCUGGGGACAGCAAGAACUAUAACGAGUGCAUUCGGCAUGAGACCAUCCGCGUAGCAGUGUGCGACAUGCUGGAGGGAAAGUGUCCCUGUCCCGAGCCGUUACGGACUGUAAUGGAGAAAUCCUUCAUGGAGUACUACGACUUCUACGAAGGGGUGUGUAAAGAGAGACUUUAUCUCCAAGGACAGACAAUGCAGGAUCCUUUUGGAGAAAAACGAGGCCACUUUGACUAUCAGUCCCUAUUAGUGCGUUUGCAAGUAAUUCGGCAGAAGGUGCAAGAGAAAAACCAGCAGGAGAAUACAGAAAUAGACUCUGAGAGCAGCUCCUCCGAGACAGAGACAGACACUCAAGGUUGCUCUAAAGCUUAGAGCUGCGUUACCAGUGGAGAGGCCAAGCCGUGGGGAUGUUCUGUCUUCACACUUUAGAGUAUCCCUGACAGACUCGACAACCAAACCAAUGCCAGAGCGAGGAAAACUGUGGGAUAUCUUCUGUCUCCUUUCACUGCUCUGGUGGAUAACGCUGAACGAGAAGACUUCAUGCUAGACAAAGCCAAGCUUGUGACAGGCUACUCUUAAAGGUACUUACUAUGCUAGGAAGCCGGAGCAUGUGGCAUCAGGUUAUUUCUAUUUUUUUUUUUUUGGAAAUACCUACACUGGUUGAAUUAUUUUUUUUUUUUUCUUCUCCAUUUGAUUAAAGAAUGAGAUCCAGACUGCGAA